Elaeis guineensis (African oil palm) is the source of this 1778-nucleotide messenger RNA. Its product is annotated as rho GTPase-activating protein 3. NCBI's taxonomy places the organism in Eukaryota, Viridiplantae, Streptophyta, Magnoliopsida, Arecales, Arecaceae. Gene Ontology annotation, molecular function: GTPase activator activity. The record is from RefSeq and is a predicted model, not a curated record. Gene Ontology annotation, biological process: signal transduction.
AUGGCCCGCGUCCACAUCCACCACCGCUUCCAGUCCUCCCCUCCCAUUUCCCUCCCCUUCUGCACUUCCGAGGAGGAGGACGAAGGGGAAUGCCCGGUUUCGUCGCCGUUGAUGGUGCCGGGAGGAGGAGAGGGGGCGGUGCACGGCGGCGGAGGAGGGGGAGGGGGAGGAGGAGGAGGACAUCAGUUCUCGAUCAUGGCGGUGGUAGCGGCGGCGCUGAGGAAGUCGCUGGUGAUGUGCAGCGUGGGCGGCGCCGUGGAGGACGGGGGCUGCCCCUCCUCGAUGGAGAUCGGCUGGCCCACCGACGUGCGCCACAUUGCUCACGUGACCUUCGACCGCUUUGGUGGCUUCCUCGGCUUGCCCGUGGAGUUCGAGCCCGAGGUUCCCCAGAGUGUUCCCAGCGCCAGUGUAAGUGUAUUUGGAGUUUCUGCCAAAUCUAUGCAAUGUUCUUAUGAUACGAGAGGGAAUAGUGUGCCAACAAUUUUGCUUCUGAUGCAGAGGCAAUUGUAUUCACAAGGAGGUCUUCAGGCUGAAGGGAUUUUUAGAAUUAAUGCUGAAAAUGGUCAAGAAGCAUAUGUUAGAGACCAAUUAAAUAGAGGAAUUGUGCCACCUGGAACUGAUGUACAUUGUCUAGCUGGUCUGAUAAAGGCAUGGUUUCGGGAGCUCCCCACAGGGGUGCUUGACUCACUGACUCCAGAUCAGGUGAUGCAUUGCAACACUGAAGAAGAGUGCUCUCAACUUGCAAGGAUGCUUCCACCAACAGAAGCAGCAUUGCUUGACUGGGCCAUCAAUCUGAUGGCUGAUGUUGUGGAGCAUGAACAUUCCAACAAGAUGAAUGCUCGUAAUAUUGCUAUGGUUUUUGCACCUAACAUGACUCAGAUGGCCGAUCCCUUGACUGCGUUGAUCCAUGCAGUUCAAGUAAUGAACUUACUCAAGACAUUGAUCAUAAAGACACUGCAAGAAAGGGAGGAGGCAUCUGCAGCCACCAGGACCAUCCAUCCCUGUUCCGAACCUCCAAGCGACAAGGAUGAACCCAGUUUAACAAAACCAGCUGAAGAAUCUAGUGUGGGCUCUAAUGAGAAAACUAUGGACAUGUGUCUUCUUGACAGAGCUGCCUUCUGCAAAUUCUUGUACGAUGCCGAACAUACUCUAUAUAGUGAUGUUGAAGAGAGCUUUCGGAGCUUUGAGAAGAAGAGUGAUAUCAGUGAGGACCGUGAGUUCAUUUCUGGAAAAAGUUCGCAUGUUAGUCGUGAUUUGAAUGCAACUAAAGAUGGGUCUAAAAGUGGACACUGUCGUGGGGAUGCGGAAGGCUUAUUGGAUAGAUUGAAUUUUAGGAAAGGAGUGAGAAAGCUUUGCAGGCACCCUGUGUUUCAGUUAAACAAGUCCAGCAAGAAACUGGGGGAGCUUGGCAUCGGCAACUCUAGGGAAGGAAGUGAAGCUUGGGCAUGAGAUGUAAACAUGUGUCUCAGUAGUUUCCUAUGGUCUUUAUUGUGAUCGUCUGAUGUUUGUGAUUGGUCACAGGAAUUCAAAAAUCUAGUAGGUCAAUGUUCAUAAUGCAGCUGGGAUGAGUAGAAAUAUAAUAUUGUUUAGGCAUACUUAGAGUGGAAGUACUCUAGAUGUGUUCACAAUUUCUAAUCUCUGUUGUCUUUUAGAACAUAGGUUGUCUUUGAAGUUACCAGUCAGAAGUUGUACCUAUAAAUGCUUCAUAUUCAUUGAUUGUAUGGAAUAGUGGAUGAGUUUAAAAAAUUAUGUAGAGCUUGGUCAAAUGAUUUAGCUAA